AUGGUAAAGAUUCAUCACCUUCACCAACUAAUCAUCAUCAUCAUCAUCACCACCUUCUUCUUCUUCAUCUGGAUAAAAGAUAGAAUUGGUGCACUUAUGAUCAUGGCUAGGGAAAAAAUACAGAUUAAAAAGAUUGAUAAUGCUACAGCAAGACAGGUAACCUUCUCCAAGAGGAGGAGAGGGCUGUUCAAGAAAGCCGAAGAGCUCUCUGUACUUUGUGAUGCUGAUGUUGCUAUCGUCAUCUUCUCCUCUACUGGCAAACUCUUUCAGUAUUCUAGCUCUAGCAUGAAAGAAAUACUUGAAAGGCAUAGCCUGCAUUCAAAAAAUCUCCAAAAGCUUGACCAACCAUCACUUGAGUUGCAGCUGGUUGAAGACGCCAACUAUGCCAAAUUAAGUAAAGAAGUUGCUGAGAGAACUCUUCAAUUAAGGAGGUUGAGGGGGGAGGAACUUCAUCUUUUAAGUAUCGAAGAGCUACACCAGCUGGAGAAGUCCCUUGAAGCUGGAUUAGGACGUGUUGUUGCAAAAAAGGGAGAGGUUAUUAUGAACGAGAUUAAUCGUCUUCAAGAAAAGGGAACAGAACUGAUGGAGGAGAAUGACCGACUUAAAAAAGAAAUGAUGGAGAUAUCAAAGGCUAGAGAACAGGUUCAUGGUGAUACUGAAAAUGUAAUUGGUGAGGAAGGCCAGUCAUCGGAAUCGGUGACCAACAUUUCUGAUUCUGCUGAUCCUGGCCAAGACUAUGAAAGCUCCUAUACAUCCCUCAAAUUAGGGCUACCUUACCCAGGUUGAUUGGAGCUUGUAGGAUUUAUAUAUGUAAUUGAUAGCUAAGAAGAUGAUGCUUAUGGAUAUGGCUUUUGACAAGGAUUAUUAUAAUUAUGAUUGAUUUACCCCUAUAUAUUUCUGGCGAUUAUUUUUAUGUUCUUACUAGCAGGACUCUGAUCUGAACUCAAUUGGUGGGUAACUUGUGUGAUA
Messenger RNA from Lactuca virosa, 969 nucleotides. The record is from the annotation of a GenBank genome assembly. NCBI's taxonomy places the organism in Eukaryota, Viridiplantae, Streptophyta, Magnoliopsida, Asterales, Asteraceae.